Molecule: messenger RNA, 799 nt
Organism: Nothoprocta perdicaria
Lineage: Eukaryota; Metazoa; Chordata; Aves; Tinamiformes; Tinamidae
Gene: MRPL40
Product: mitochondrial ribosomal protein L40
Exons: 4
Coding region: 18-611 (197 amino acids)
Cellular component (GO): mitochondrial large ribosomal subunit; mitochondrial ribosome
Source: RefSeq, a predicted model, not a curated record
CCCCCGUGGCGGCAGCCAUGUUGGCGGCGGCGGGUCGGGCGCUGUGCGGGGUCCGGCUCAGUCCAUGGCUGCCCCAGGCAGUUCAGUCUCGAGGGAGCCACUGGYGGACGUCGCUGCUGGAGCUUAAGGCAUCGCUCCCCAUGAGAGCACAACCCAAGAAGAAGAAGAAAGUAGAUGUAAAGAGAGAGCAAGCACAAAAGGAGCGCAUGAAGAAGAAGAUAAGAAAGUUGGAAAAAGCUGCCUCGGAAAUGAUUCCAAUUGAGGAUUUUAUGACACCACCUAAAUACUUGGAAAGCAAGAGAGUGCGAAGUCUUCCACCUCUGUCCUCUGAGGAGAUUGAAAGAAGGGUUCUGCUUAUGAAAAAGUGGUCUCUGUACAAGCAGAAGCAAGAUGAGGCAGAGAAGAAAGCGAUUCAGACUCUUGUCACCUCUCAACAAGCGGCACUAAAGGAGCUGCGCCUUGAAUCAGAAGAGCUCUAUCAAGCAGCAAUAAAACGAGAUGAAGGACUUUUUCCCUUUGAGAGGGAUGGACCUAAUUACACCCCACCRCUUCCUGAUUAUGAUCCUCCUGAAGGAAAAUGCACUGAUAUCACCAAGGUGUACACACAGUGACCUGGGAARGGUUUAGUGGUCAUCAGGCACGAACUACUCAGCUGGUUGAAGAAGGGAAUGAAUGAUUCCUGUUGCAGUUUAAGACCUUAUGGGGGUGUGACUGUCUUAACAACCAAAAAAUCCACCAUGAAAUGUUUUUCUUGAAAACCUAGAUAAUAAAGCAUCCAACAAAAUUSUUCUGCUCUACU